GCGGCCAGAGCGAGGGCGGGAGCCGGGCCGGGGCCGGAGCCGGGGCUGAAGACGCGGUCGCGGCCAGAGAAGGGUGCGCGGCGUGUCGGGAGGCGAACAGCGGCCAAGGUUUGUCUACGGAUUUUGAGCAUCUGAAGCUGACCUCUGAAUUUAAGCAUUCCCUGCUGCUCCCUCACCCUUUGAAGAGAUGUCUGUCACUUAUGAUGAUUCCGUUGGAGUCGAAGUGUCCAGCGACAGCUUCUGGGAGGUCGGGAACUACAAGCGGACCGUGAAGCGGAUCGAGGAUGGCCACCGCCUGUGCAGCGACCUCAUGAACUGCCUGCACGAGCGGGCACGCAUCGAGAAGGCGUAUGCGCAGCAGCUCACCGAGUGGGCCCGGCGCUGGAGGCAGCUUGUGGACAAGGGGCCUCAGUACGGGACGGUGGAGAAGGCCUGGGUGGCCGUCAUGUCCGAGGCAGAGAAGGUGAGCGAGCUGCACCUGGAGGUGAAGGCCUCGCUGAUGAAUGAGGACUUCGAGAAGAUCAAGAACUGGCAGAAGGAGGCCUUUCACAAGCAAAUGAUGGGAGGUUUUAAGGAGACCAAAGAAGCCGAAGAUGGCUUUCGGAAGGCACAGAAGCCCUGGGCCAAGAAGCUGAAAGAGGUGGAAGCAGCAAAGAAAGCCUACCACGCGGCGUGCAAAGAGGAGAAGCUGGCAAUAUCACGAGAGACCAACAGCAAAGCGGACCCGUCCCUCAACCCUGAACAGCUUAAGAAAUUGCAAGACAAAGUAGAAAAAUGCAAGCAAGAUGUUCUUAAGACCAAAGAGAAGUACGAGAAAUCCCUGAAGGAGCUGGGCCAGGGCACACCGCAGUACAUGGAGGGCAUGGAGCAGGUGUUUGAGCAGUGCCAGCAGUUUGAGGAGAAGCGCCUGCGCUUCUUCCGGGAAGUUCUGCUGGAGGUUCAGAAGCACCUAGACCUGUCGAACGUGGCCAGCUACAAAAACAUUUACCGAGACCUGGAGCAGAGCAUCAAAGUUGCCGACGCGGUGGAGGACCUGAGGUGGUUCAGAGCCAACCACGGGCCAGGCAUGUCCAUGAACUGGCCACAGUUUGAGGAGUGGUCUGCAGACCUGAAUCGAACUCUCAGCCAGAGAGAGAAGAAGAAGACUGCUGAUGGUGUGACCCUGACGGGCAUCAACCAGACCGGGGACCAGGCUCUGCAGAACAAGCCCAGCAGCGACUUUAGUGUCCCGAGCAACAGCACACGGUCAGCGCAGUCACUGUCCAGCUACAACCCCUUCGAGGACGAGGACGACACGGGGAGCACCGUCAGUGAGAAGGAGGACAUUAAGGCCAAAAAUGUGAGCAGCUACGAGAAGACCCAGAGCUACCCCACGGACUGGUCAGACGAUGAGUCUAACAACCCGUUCUCCUCCACGGACGCCAACAGGGACUCAAAUCCAUUUGACGAGGACACACCCUCGGGGACGGAAGUGCGGGUCCGGGCCCUUUACGACUACGAAGGGCAGGAGCACGAUGAGCUGAGCUUCAAGGCUGGGGAUGAGCUGACCAAGAUAGAGGAUGAGGAUGAGCAGGGCUGGUGCAAGGGACGGUUGGACAACGGACAGGUUGGCCUGUACCCAGCGAAUUACGUCGAGGCGAUCCAGUGACGGGCUGGUGGGCUGGCUGGCGGAGGGGUGGAGGUGGAGGUCCCAGGGGCUCUGUUAGCCAUUGGCCCCGGGCUCUGGUGCCUCCAGCCAGCUGUGUGGGCAUCCACUCCUUUUCCUGCAAAAGAUGAUGGUUCCAUUGCUCUUGGCUUCAUGGUGUCUCUUGAAGGCAGACAAGCUGGUCCUUUUACCUGGGACUCGGCACCCUUUCCACAGUGCAAAUGGAGAGAUCUGAGCACAGGAAGAUGCAGUACAACAGAAAUCGCCGGGACCCUCCCCUGCCCCCGCUCCCCCACUCGCUGUGUGUUGGCUUAUCAUGGAUCUGUAUAUUCUUGACCUUGUCUUUCCUCCUCUCCUCCAAGUCCAUGGUAAUGGUGGGUUACACUGAUUCUGGUUCCACUGAUUACUUUCUCUGACGAGUCCCAUCACCUGCAACUUAGAUGAAUAAACUUACAUGCCAUUUUCUGAGGGAGGACUUUGAGGUUUUUAAUUUAAAGGCUGUGUACAGUUACUUUUUUAUAUACAUGUUCUUCCAUUCAUUUAUACUUAAAUUAUGGCAUAGAUGGAUGUA
Molecule: messenger RNA, 2216 nt
Organism: Orcinus orca (killer whale)
Lineage: Eukaryota; Metazoa; Chordata; Mammalia; Artiodactyla; Delphinidae
Product: protein kinase C and casein kinase substrate in neurons protein 2-like
Exons: 1
Coding region: 188-1648 (486 amino acids)
Biological process (GO): regulation of endocytosis; plasma membrane tubulation; actin cytoskeleton organization
Cellular component (GO): plasma membrane; cytoplasm; endosome
Molecular function (GO): phospholipid binding; protein binding
Source: RefSeq, a predicted model, not a curated record